Blumeria graminis f. sp. triticale is the source of this 1308-nucleotide messenger RNA. The record is from the annotation of a GenBank genome assembly. Lineage: Eukaryota; Fungi; Ascomycota; Leotiomycetes; Helotiales; Erysiphaceae.
AUGUCCUUGGUCUCCCAGCCUCCCUUCACGAACUCAUUCAACUCUAGCACCGAAGCCGGCAUCCAACGUUCUAGUCUCGAUACGACGGAGGCUACCUUAACUUCGCUCCUCGCCGCCUUUGCAGACUCAUCGGACAGCCUGAUGGAUAGGGCCACCGUGACCGAGUAUUCCUCGCAGCAAGACUCACAUCCGUCUUUCUCGCACGCCUUGUCCGACCCUCAUUCGGAGGAAUCUGCUGCCGUCCACGCGUCGACGUCGCACUUUUCUCCUCGUCUCAAGUCGCAUUCCGCGUCCCCGCCCGAAUACACCACUUACCCGACCUCGGCGCGCUCCACAUCCUUUCCCGAUCAUAUCCAUCGCCAGCAGAAUCAUCCCUCUAGCAACCACAGUGGCAGCAGUGGAGGCAUGCCUCAAUCAACUAGUCCAUCGCUGCCGAUGCAAGAUGGUCGGUCUAAUCAUCACCAUACUCAAAUUAAACCUGACCAGGAAACUCCCAUAGACCCAUCCAUCGCCGCAUCGAGCCCAACCUAUCCUCACCCUGGCCAAUACUCACCCUAUCAUCCUCAGCAGGACCUACCCCAAGGCUUCCCUCCUCACCCCUCGGGCAGCAUGUACACCCAGCCCCGACCCGACUGGGCCGGCUAUGCUGGUCAUCAAAACCAUACGCAGCACACAAUGCCCGGAUCUUAUUCGGUCACUGGGCCCCAGACUCCCUCUGCGCCGGUGACCACUGGUGCUCGACCGGGCCAAGUCUACUCGUUCGUGCCCAUUCCGGGUGCUCAGCAGCACAAGCGCCCUCGUCGACGCUACGAAGAAAUCGAGCGCAUGUACAAGUGUGGCUGGAAUGGAUGUGAGAAGGCCUAUGGGACCCUGAAUCAUCUAAAUGCGCAUGUCACAAUGCAAUCUCAUGCAUGGGUCGACCGAAACUUCGGUAAUUUAAGUGUAACCAAACAUACGCUAACAUGUUCUUCAUCAGAAUUCAAAGAGAUCCGAAAAGAGUGGAAGGCUCGAAAGAAGGAAGAGGAGAAUCUACGGAAAGCUGAGGAAGACCGGAAUCGUAUCGUCGCUCCCAACGAUGCCCACACCAACGGCGCUGCACAGUCUGCCUACCCCACCAAUGGCCGGUCGGUUCAACUGCCGCCCAUUGGAUACCAACCCACUGCUCAGGUUGCUAACCAGUAUCAAACCUCUUCAUCGGCCGGAAUCCAGCAGAUUCAACAGGACUUUAGCCACGCCCAGUUAGCCUACUCUGGUUACCCUGCAUCGCCCUACGGCGCCCCAAGCCAAAUGUAUAGCUUACACCAUUGA